AUGGAUAUCUUUAGAAUUCUAAGUAGAGGAGCAUCGUUGAAUAAAAAUAAGAAUAAAACCACAGAUUAUGCAUUACCUCAAAACAAUAUAUCAAAAUCUCAAAAACUGAAAAAGGAUUCAAUUGUAAAUGAAGUAGAAAAAGAAACUGAUUUUUUUCAUACAAAGAAACAUCAUAAACCAAUAGAAGAACUGAAGUCAAGCAAAAGUGAAGAACAAGUAGUGGAAGAAGAAGAGGCACCACCUUUAGAAAUAAAUAAUGAAGAAGAUGCAAGGAAAUUUAGAAAUUUACAUAGAUCAAAAGUAACAGGAGAUGAUAAUCCCUUGCCAAUAGGUUCAUUUCAAGAUUUAAUAGGGAGAUUCCAGAUAGAUAAAAAAUUACUUUCAAAUUUAAUUGAUAACGAUUUUAUAGAGCCAACUCCAAUACAAUGUGAGUCAAUACCCAUAACUUUAUCAGAUAGAGAUUUAAUUGCAUGUGCCCCAACAGGUUCAGGUAAAACUUUAGCAUUUUUAAUUCCUUUAGUACAACAAUUAGUUUUAAAAAAUGUUACCAAAAAUCAUGGUAUUAGAGGAUUAAUAAUUUCACCAACCAACGAAUUAGCGGUACAAAUAUUUCAACAAUUUGAGAACCUAGUAAAAGGUAAGAAUUUGAAAAUUGCAAUUUUGUCUAAACAAUUAGCGAAUAAAUUGAAUAACGACAUUGUCAAAUCUUCAAAGUAUGAUAUAAUAGUUACUACGCCAUUACGUCUUAUAGAUUUAUUAAAAGCUGGUAAAAUAGAAUUAUCAAAAGUUGAACAAUUAAUUAUCGAUGAAGCAGAUAAAUUAUUUGAUCAUGGAUUUGCUGAACAAACUGAUGAGAUAUUAAACCAUUGUACUAAUUCCAAAAUACGAAAAUCAAUGUUUUCUGCAACUAUACCGUCAGGAGUAGAAGAAAUGGCACAUUCAAUCAUGAAAGAUCCAAUAAGAGUAAUUAUUGGUCACAAAGAAGCAGCAAGUAAUACAAUUGAUCAAAAACUAAUAUUCACAGGUAAUGAAGAAGGGAAAUUAUUAGCCAUUAGACAAAUGGUUCAAAAUGGAGAAUUUAAACCACCAAUUAUAAUUUUUUUACAAUCAAUCACAAGAGCAAAAGCAUUAUAUCAUGAAUUGAUUUAUGAUAAAAUAAAUGUUGAUGUAAUUCAUGCUGAAAGAACACCAAAACAAAGAGAUGAAGUAAUAAAAAGAUUCAAAAAUGGAGACAUUUGGGUAUUAAUAACGACUGACGUUAUAGCAAGAGGUGUUGAUUUUAAGGGUGUCAAUUUAGUCAUAAAUUAUGAUGUACCACAAAGUGCUCAAGCUUAUGUUCAUAGAAUUGGUAGAACUGGUAGAGGUGGUAGGUCAGGAAAAGCAGUUACAUUUUUUACAAAAGAAGAUGAUAAAGCUAUUAAACCAAUAAUCAAUGUUAUGAAACAAUCAGGUUGUGAAAAUGGUUUCAACGAGUGGAUGGAAAAUAUGGGUAAGUUAUCAAAAAAUGAAAAAAAAUCAAUCAAGACUCAUGAAGUUAAAAGAAAGAAAAUAAGUACUGUUCCAAAAGUUAUAAAACAAAAAAGAAAACAAAAACAAGACAUGAUUGAAGCUUCCAAAAGAAGGAAACAAGAAGAAAAUAAUGAGUAA
Messenger RNA from Lodderomyces jiufengensis, 1647 nucleotides. It is a transcript of the gene CHR1, whose product is annotated as RNA-dependent ATPase. Gene Ontology annotation, biological process: maturation of SSU-rRNA. NCBI's taxonomy places the organism in Eukaryota, Fungi, Ascomycota, Pichiomycetes, Serinales, Debaryomycetaceae. The record is from RefSeq and is a predicted model, not a curated record. Bases 1 to 1647 code for a protein of 548 amino acids. Gene Ontology annotation, molecular function: nucleic acid binding; RNA helicase activity; ATP binding. The transcript has a single exon.